AUGGGUAACAUAUGGGGAAUUUUUAAGCCGAAUCAUGGAGCUUCUGAACCACAGAAAUUGCCUGUUCACGACCAUUUCUUACAACCUACAUCGUUUAUAGUUGAUUGCUCUGGUUGCUCUGAAACUAAGAAUGACGCACAAGGGUACUUUUGCUUUGAGUGCAACUUCUAUGUCCACAAGGAAUGCGCCAGGUCUCCCUUAGAGAUCAACCACCCUUCUCAUUCGCACCCUCUUAAGCUCCGUUGGUGCGGACCACCUAGCUAUAGUGAUAAACGUUGCUGCUUGUGUGGAGAAACGCUUCGGCUUUUGGUUUACCAUUGUUCCACUUGUAACUUUAGUUUAGACACGGCUUGUGCGAGGAAGCACGAGAUUCCAAGCAUUGACUACCCCAAAGCUCAUGAGCAUAGGCUUCACCUCUUGGCCAAACGCGUCUCCUUUCCGUGUGCUUGUGGUAAAGACGUCCCUGGAGCUCCUUACUUGUGCCAUCAAUGCAACUUCAUGAUCCAUAGAGACUGCCUUGUACUCCCGCGUGUGAUACACCUCACACGCCAUAAGCACCGGAUUUCUAGAAGUUACUUCAUUGGCCCUGGUAAGUUUUCUUGUGGAGUUUGUCGUCUUGAGUUGAACUGGAGGUAUGGAGGAUACCGCUGCUCGAUUUGCCCUGAUUAUGUCAUCCAUCUGAGAUGUGCAACAAGAGAUGAUGUGUGGGAUGGAAUAGAUCUUGAUGGAACACUCGAAGAAGAAGAGGAGACCGAAGAGCCAUUCCAAGUGUUAGAUGACAAACUAAUUAAGCAUUUCAGUCAUGAACAUGAUCUGGAACUCAAUGAAAGUGGUGUUGUUUGUCAUGAAACUAUCCACUGCAGCGCUUGCGCUCUACCUGUCUAUUUCGAUGCAUUCUACAUAUGUUCGGUUUGUGAUUUUGUUCUUCAUGAGACCUGCGCAACUCUUCCCCGGAAGUUAAGGCAUGAGCUACACAAGCACACACUUACUCUACGACCAAACACUACUCCAGAUGAGGAGCAUGGUUAUAACUUGUUCAACUGCACUGUGUGUCAGCGGCUCUGCAGUGGAUUCAAGUACGUAUGUAGCAAAUCUUGCGAUGUCCAGAUAGAUGUACGAUGUUGUUCAAUUAGGGAGCUGUUCGUCCAUGAAAGUCAUCCGCAGCAUCCCUUGUUUCUUACCUCAUCCGAACCCAUUGACUGUGGUGCUUGUAAUGAGAUUGCAUCACCUGUAUUGAACUGCGUUGACUGUGGCUUUUCUUUGGGAUAUGACUGCGCUACUUUGCCUAACAAGGUCAAGCACAAAUGCGACACACAUUUUCUCUCUGUCUGCUAUGGAGAAGAGACGAGUGGGGAAUACUGGUGCGAGGCAUGCGAGAGAAAAGUCAACCCGAGUACAAGAUUCUACACAUGUGAAGAUUGCAGCUCCACUCUUCACAUCACAUGCGUGAUUGGGGAAUUCACAUUCUGGAGACCAGGGAAGAUGGCCAUAUCACGUCACGAAGUCGCAAUAAUUCCCAAUGAUUUUGCAUCUCGGCCAUAUUGUUAUAUGUGCAGGUCCCGUUGCGAAGACACUUCAGGUAUUAUAUAUAUCUCAGAGAAGCACAUAUGUUCCUCUAAAUGUUUAGAAGUGUAUAUCAAGUUCGACCUUACAUUCUCCAAGUUGGAGACAGUGGAGAUGGCGCUUCAUAACUUGGAAUUAUUUCGACUUGACCAUACCAGCCAUGGCUGGAGCAUUCUGUAAAAGAUCCUUUUCAAUCCUUGUAUGUUCUUCUGAAUGAACUUUUGUUGAAGAAAUUAAAUAUUAAUAGAUGAAAUUGGAUAGAAAAAAAUUCCCAUAGUCCUAACUUUUUUAAUCACAAAUAUAGCAGAAUCAAAACAAUCAAAAUAGGUUUAAUCAAAAUGGAUUUUUAACUUUAAAACAUCUUUGCUAAGUUUGUUUUGAGUAAAAAAACCUCAAACUUAGUAUUUAACGAAAAAAACUCACAAACUAACUUUAUUUUCUGAAUUAAACCUUAACAGGUCAUAAUUAUCAUUACUACCGGUAAAUCUUUAGUUUAGGGUUUCUACAUUAAGUAAACAGAGUUGAGUGGUUUUACCAUUAAGUAAACAGAGUUGAAAAUAUAAUUAAAAUUAUCUAAAGAUUUAUUAUUACAAUUUUAUUAUAUUUUCUUGUUUUUUAUAUUUUUAAUUUUUUAGUAUACAGGUAGAUCUUUAGAUAAUUUUUAUUAUAUUUUCUGGGUUUUUAUAGUUUAUAGGGAAUUUGCAGCAGAUGUCAAUGAUAACAAAUUUUAUUAACUAAACGGACAUAGCACUGUGUGUAUUUUCAUAAUACCAAUAUUACCCCUAUUCUGUCUGCAAAACAGAUGUACAUGACUGACAUAGACCUUUAUUUUUCCAGUCAAGCACGCGCUUGAAUUAAUGAUGAAAUUCUUUGAAUCCUCAACUCGUGUUACUUUCUCACUUAUGCAAAAACCAAGAGUUCCAAAUAUCAUAUCUCUUACAUACCAAUCGACGAGAUAGCCAUCAAUUUCAUUCUCAAUACACUUGUAGAAGACGAGAUCCAUUAUCUACGAGGACUUCCUUAUAUAUAUUGACGUCACAGUUUACACAAACAGACACACGUCUCUUUCUCUCAAAACUUAAAUUCUUCAUCCCGAGCUUUGAUUCAUCGUCUCCAUCUGAGCGUCAUCAACGUUGCUAAUCUAUUCGCCAGCAAAGACAUUACUAAAAUUGCUGAAACGAACCAACCACUACACGCCAAGGUUUACAACAAUAUACAUUGUAAGCCAUUGACCAAAGACCUCCUCCCAAUUUCGCAAAUGUCCCCGUUCUUACUGAAAUACUCUGGUUGCAUUGAAGCGGUUGAUGGAAGAAUCAAAGGCGUUGCACAUAAUGCCAAAUUAGUUUAUUCUGGUCUUAUGGUAGCUCUCCUGAUACAAACGCUUGCCAUGUUUGGACCAGAGACGUGCACCUGCAUCACCCCAUUUGAUAUACAUGAAGAGGCACAAAUGGUUGUUGUUAUGAUGUACGAGUUCCACCGGAAACUUUAGAAUGUUAUCUCACAAUUCAAUGUUAUUUGCUUAAAACCUUUGCUAUCUGCUUUUCUAUUUUAUAGCCAGUUUCAACUUUUCUCUAUGAAACUUUGUUGAAACAAUUGAAACUUUGUUGAAACAAGACGGGACGAGGUAGCUCACUUGGUAAGGACCCUGUGGGCCAAUUGUCAUGCUCACGGGUUCGACGCCAGGCGGAGGCGAACUGUCCAUUCUGUCACCAAAUGCGGUACUGGGUGUUGGGCCUUGUCCCCAGCCCAGGUAAAGCCCUCCCGGGUGAAGUGGACCGCUGCCUAACCGGGCUCAGGGGAAUGACCCAUGUAAGUGGGGAACCCCUGGAUUAUCAAAAAAAAAAAAAAAAACUUUGUUGAAACAACAUGCAAUUCCUCUCGGACUCUUAUUUUUUUUACAUGGGCUCCCACAUCUUCUACCAUAAUACAUUUCCUCAAAGCUUUAUAGCCAGUUAUUAUAUCAUAUAACCUUGCGGGUUUAACGUUUCAUAUUUUGUCCUUUUCGGAUACUAUGCAUGAAAACUGGUCAGAACCAUUCUCAAUGUUUGUAUGUGGACCCUAAAUUAGACUUAAGUUACAUUUCUGUAAUUUUUCAGGCAUCUAAAUCACAACUUCAUACAUCCUCAUGGAUGAUGAUUAUUCUCAUGAUUUUAUUCUAUCUGAUAUUAAAACCGGUUAUCCACUUAAUAGGGUGAACCUUUAAAUUCACUUUACCAUCUAGGACCAAUCAAAGUGCCACAUAAAUAUUUAAAUAAAAUAUAUUAAAUUUUUUAAAAAUAGCCAAAAAAGAAUAACAUCAAUUUUUAACGACGUUAACGCCGCCAGCUAAACCCUAAACCCUAAAUCUUAAAUCCUAAAUCAUAGACCCUAAAUCCUAAAUCCAAACUCUAGAAAUUUAACCCAAACCCUAUACCCUAAACCCAAAUUCUAGUCCCUAAACCCAAACCGUAUACCUUAAACCCAAAUCCUAGGCCAUAAACCCAAACUGUAUACCCUAAACUCAAAUCUUAGUUCCUAAAGCCAAACCAUAAACUCUACACCCAAACCUUAAACCUAGACACUAUAAGGUUUGAGUUUAUGGUUUACGGUUUGGGUUUAGGGUCUAAGAUUUGGGUUUAGCGUAUUGGGUUUGGGUUUAGGGUCUAGAAUUUGGGUUUAGGGUAUAUGUUUCGAUUUAAGUUUACGAUUUGGGUUUAGGGUCUAGGAUUUGAAUUGAGGGUAUAUAGUUUGGGUUUACGGUCUACGAUUUGGAUUUAAGAGGUAGGGUUUAGGGUUUAUAUUUUAGGUCUAGGAUUUAAAAUUUAGGGUUUGAAAUUUAGUUUUUAGGAUUUACCUGAGAAUGCUAGCGUCGUUAAAAUUGAAUUAUUUUUUUCUUUUAGCUAUUUUUUUCUAAUUUAAUAGUUUUUAUUUAAUAAUCUACGUGGUACUUUGAUUGAUCUUUGAAUGAGAAGUUAAUUUAAAUGUUCACCCAAAGGGGUGAACAUACUUUUUCUUCAUAUUAAAAACGAUAUCAGGUGACACAAGCUUCCGGUUACAUAAUAGAUAAUUUUAUAACCGGUUACACAACAUUCUUGUUGGAUAUAGAAAAAUAUCCAGAUAUUUAACAUACAUUCUUGAAUACUACAAAUUCAAAAAUGUACUAUAUCACAUGAAUACUACAAACUCAAAAAUGUACUAUAUCACAUGAGUACUACAAACUCAGAAAUUCAAAAAUGCCCACCUAAUGUUUACCGUGUCUUAUUAUAUACAGAAAAGCCAUAGUUGUGAAGGUCAAGGCAAACCGAGACAUAUGCAGAAAACAUAUGAUGAUUCACCAGCAUUCAACAGCUGACUGCCACGUAUAUCCACUUCAUUAUUUUCAUAACACUAUCUGUUCUUGUACACAGAUUGAAAGCUUCCCCAGAAGCUAAAUAUAUUUUAAUAUAUUUUUGUCAAACCGGUUUUAGUUUUCAAAAAAUUUUGUUUGGUUA
Molecule: messenger RNA, 5033 nt
Organism: Brassica napus (rape)
Lineage: Eukaryota; Viridiplantae; Streptophyta; Magnoliopsida; Brassicales; Brassicaceae
Exons: 2
Coding region: 1-1743 (580 amino acids)
Source: RefSeq, a predicted model, not a curated record